Phascolarctos cinereus (koala) is the source of this 10581-nucleotide messenger RNA. The record is from RefSeq and is a predicted model, not a curated record. NCBI's taxonomy places the organism in Eukaryota, Metazoa, Chordata, Mammalia, Diprotodontia, Phascolarctidae.
GAGGCGGGGCGGAGGCGGGAAGGGGGGAGGUGGGCCGGGAUCUGCGUCCAGGAGAAGCCGGGGCCCCGCGGCCGCGCAGCUUCCCUCCCGCCGGAGCCGCCCUGCCCUGGCGCUCGUUCGGGGGCUCCUGGGCCUUCAUUUCGGCCUGCAUUUCGACCUGCGCCGGUCUGUCACCCCGCCCGCCCGGGCAUCCUGUAACCUUUUCCUAAUUAUUUUACUCAUUGAUAUUCUUGACAACAUGGAGGUUAAACUAGAAGUUUUGUUAUCAACAAGUAUCAAACAGAAAAAACCUUGGCCUCGAAUUUCCUGGCUGGGACAGGAAAAGGAAGCUAUUUUCCUAUUGGAUGAUAAGUGUAUAAAUGAAAUUAAUUUGCCAUCUGGAAAGACAAAGAAGAAAAUCCCUCGUCUACAGCUUUUGCAGAAAAAUGUUGUCAUCUUAACAACUUCUAGUAAUGAUGCUUGGCUGACUGGGUUACUUAACACUGGCGAAAUCUUCCUUUGGAACAAAGAUCAAGACUGCUUGAAAACCGUAUCUGCAACUGAAGAGUCUAAGACACUGAUAACAGCAGCCUUAGAAUGUUCUCUGAGACUGUAUGUAUAUGUAUCAGGAGAUGGAAAAAGAGUUCUGCUAACCAUACCUUCUGGAUGCAUCUUGUUGUGGGAGUGUUUGGAGUCUGAGAAUAUUAUAUAUUCCAAAAACUCUUCACUGUUGGGUCAGUGGUCACAAAUCAAACCUGAAAAAUCAAUCGUUUUGCCUUCUCCUGAAGAUAAAGAAGCUGUAGUAGAUGCUGUUUUUAUAAAAAAUGAGUUGCUUGGUGAUUGCUGCUUGUGUUCAUUUACCUUUUAUUCUGGGAAAUAUUUGAUGUUAACAUUUUUGGCACUUCAAUGGCAUGAAAAUGUAUCUCGAUCUGUUAGUUCAUUGUCAUACCAGGUCCAUUGGGCACAUCAAGAAUGUUUUCUGUGUACCUUGGUUCCUAAAUGUGAAUCAGUAAAAUCAAGAGGAGCCCUGAUUAUAGCAUUUUCAAGGGAUGGCCUUACCCUGGCAGUAACUCUUAAUCAGAAAGAUCCAAAGGCCACACAAAUUCUGUUUAUAAACGUAUUGAAUUUUGUGACUCUCUGUGGUAGUCUUAAAGGUUGUAGCAAUAAGAAUCCUGUGGUUCCAUCCAGACUCAUUAGGUCCUACUGGGUGGGUGAUAUCAGCUGGACUCAUGAUAGCCUUUUUCUGGCCUGUGUAUUAAAACGUGGCUCCUUGGUUCUGUUGACCUGUUUGGGUGAAUUGCUAACUUUGGUCACGUUUGGUUGCUCUAUAGAAUUUGGACCAGCAGAAUUUAUUCCUCUUCAUCCACUAAUAACAUAUAGACCACAGCAAUUUGUACCUCAGGAUUCAAGUUAUUCCCUUGAUUCAUCAGCCUCUGAUAAUGACCUGAUGAGACAGAGAUUUUCUGUAAAAACACACUCAAGAUUACCCUACCUAAUUGUCUCUGAUGGAUAUAUGGUUACAGUACUUCGAUUUUUUGAUAAUUUAACCCCAUCAGUACUUAUGAAAUCAUUUCUACUUGAAUCAACCCAAAGGCUUGAGAAAAUACAUCAAGGGCUGAUAUCUCAGUCUAAAGGAAAAAAUCUGAGAUUGCGAUCACUGGGUUCACUCCGGGCUAGUCUGUUAAAGUAUCAAGGAAACCAAAGUUCAGUUGUCUCUGCCACGCCCAGGUUCUUGCAAGAAGAGGAAGAAAUAGGGGAAUUGACUGAGAAAAUGGCAGAUUUGCAGGAUCAUGAAGUAGAAGAAAGUAAUAAUAGUAAGCAAUUUUCCAACAGUUUUUUUCCUUUUUGGAAUCAGAAAAGUGAUUCUUUGUUUGAUGAAGUUGAAGAAGGAAGACUAGAAUUUGCAUCCAUGUUUGAUACUAUUCAUGCAAAGGAUGAUACUAAGGAAAAAGAUGAUAUCAUAACAGAACUACAUUCUAUCCAGAAAAAUCUUCUUGCAGCCUGGAAUAUUGGAAUUUCAAAAAACGUGGAACACAAAAAAUUAAUGUUAAAUUACACAGUAAUCUGUAUUACUCAUUUUCUCUACAUCCUUCAGUUUGUAAAAUGUCCUCCUCCUAAACACAGUCUUUUUUUAAAUAAGACCAUAAGGCAUAAUGCGUGGCUGCAGUGUGUCUUUCAACUUUUUCAUCAGUGUUUAUCUGUUCAGUACUGGGAUCUGAGAUACAGACAGGAUGUUGGACAUUUGGUAAAGCUGACAUCUCAAACACUGAAGUUGAUGUUCAUUCAGCAACAAGAUCAGUUAUUCUCAGAUACUCUUUUAGGUUGUUUCAACUUACUUAAGAUGGUCUCUGACAGUCUAAAUGGUAUAUAUACUCUUCAGCAUCAGGUGAUUUCAACAUCAGCUGAUGGAAAUAGGACAGUAAAUCAUGAAUCAUUGGUGGUACCUAUUUUUCAAAAACUUUCUUACAACUGUACUCAGAAAUCAUGGUCAUGGAAUUCUUUUUUAAAGAUACCUCCUCAGGCCAUAAAUCUUGUUCAAAAGCCAGGCCACAGGUUAUCCAUCCUUUGGCAGUUAUUGUACAAACAGACUUUGUGGUAUCAAGCUCAUCUAAGUAGGAUGGACCCUAAGGAUGAUAGACAAUUAACCAAAAGGAUAGCACAUGAAGAACCCAUUGUCAGAUCCUUGUUAUGCCAUGUACAAGCUGUUCUACAGACGGCAGGAUAUUGCUUGAACCAAGCUUUGGAGCUUAAGUCUGUAAUUGGUGAGGAAUACUUUCUUUUGGGAUCAUAUGAAGAAUCUGUUCAGCUAUGGAAGAAAGCACUACAAGAAACCAAAGCAAUAGGAGGAAAGAGGACAUGCUUUCUUCAGACACGCUAUUAUCUUGCUCAAUUGUAUUGUCACCUCUAUUGUUAUAAUUUAAAUGAUGCUCAAGGAAUGUGUGAUCAGUUGGUAAGAGAAAUUCUGAGACAAUCUCAAAUGUCUAUCAAAGAAGAGGAAUAUUUUCCAGAGAGUUUUCGUUGUGGUUUUGGAAUAAUUGGAAAUAUUCAUCCUGAGGCUGCAGUUGUGGUUGUUCAGUGCAUGGCUCGAUUCAUGGCUGCCUAUUUCACCAACCAGCAGCUUUAUGUUCUCCCACCUCACAGUGUGGGUGUUCUUCCUCCGCUUCACAUAGAAUCAGAACAGUCUGUUCGAAUCAUUCCUCUACAACAUUCUAAGGUGGCAAGUGUUAUUAGAGAUCAAAACCUCUCUUCUCUAUGGACAGUUGAAUAUGCUAUUGAAUUGCUGUUUAUCGCUGGUCUGGUCCCAGAGGCUGUGUGGCUUGCUCACAGACUUGGUGACUGGAAGAUGGCUGUUUCAAUUGGUUUAGCCUUCAAAUUAUGCUAUAAAAGUAACAGCAAUUUAUCAAGGUGUAAGAAAAAGGACUUAACUCUACCAUUAAACAUGACUCCAACACGAAUUUUUCAGGAAAAACUACAGUGUUUUUUAGGUCAGCCAGCAUCUUUGGAAGUGGCUAAUGAGUUGGGUCCUAAAUACAAGCAGUUUACAGAUCCCAUUGAAGAAGAAGAUGUAGAUCUACUUUUUAAUUCCAUACAGGAAGUAUUGAGAGCAGCAGUUAUGGCUGAUGCUGAUAUUCUUUCGGAGACCUUUCAGCUUUUGAUAGACUCAGCCAAAGACUUCAGUAAGAGGUUAUGGGGCUUAGUACCUAUGGGCUUGUAUCUUCCCUCUCCUCCAUUAUAUUGUCCUCAGCCAGCUGUUCUUAGUGAGGACCAUGGUGAUGACCUCCUAUUAAAAGCUGAGAAGGAUUAUCGCCAGAAGGUGUCUGGCAUCCUUCAGCGCAUCCUUCUGCUCUUCCGGGCAGCUUGUUGCUCCUUUCCCGCAGCUCAGUGGUACAUCUUAAAAUUGAGAUGGGCAAGAAAAGUGAUGCAAAAGAUUCGAAUUAAAGGCUCCCUUCCUUUAUUAAGUCCUUUUCCAGAGUCUUUGCUUCAUUAUUGUAAAGUUGGUAUGGCAUUCUAUCGACCUGGAGCCCCUGAAGACCAAAAGCUUGAUGAAGUUUCUUGUAAAACGAUAGGUUGCUUUAGAGAACUCUGUGCUCUGUGUUGGAUGCUUCAUGUCCGGGAAAAAUUGUCAUACAGCUGCAGACGAUAUCAAAUAGCAAGAGAAAAUGUGGAAAAGAAAAAGGAUAUGAAGUUGGAGUUUGAUUCUUGUAUGGUAGAGCACUGUCUCAGUGCGCUGGAAUGGGCAUGUAGAAUGUUACCUUUCUCUAGGUUUAUGAAUAUUGAAGAACUUGUCCAGGAUAUAAUUUUGAGUCUUAUUGGAGAACUUCCACCUACCAGAAAGGUAGCAGAAAUUUUGGUGAAAGCCUUUCCCAAUUCUGAAGAUAUAAGAGUACCUUUAAGAGAUAAAUAUAAAUCUCUUCAACAGAGACUCAGACAUUGUACCGUGAAAGGGCCACAGACUGAGGAAAUGAUGUCUAUUAUUAUGCAUUCUAUUUACAAAGUGAGAGUGAAAGCUUUGAAACGAGUAAGGAGGAAUAUAGGCCCUUUUGAAAUGAAUAUCUGGGAACCACCUGAAGAAGAGACUACAGAUAAUAAGAUUCAUACUUAUGACCGGUUUUCACUUGGGACCAGUUUGAGCAGGAGUACUCUUACCGAAGUAGGAAAUUCCCUUGCUCAUAGUGAUACAGAGACAGCAGAUACUUUCUCAGAAACUUUGUCAUCUGAAAAAAAAAGAGAGAAUGCCCAGAAUCAUGCAGAAUUCACAUUGAUUAGUAAGCAUGACAAUAAGAAGAAAAAGUUCAAUUCAGAAGAAUGUCCUGAAAGGAAAGGUGAUCAUGAAAAUUUACCUAGAGAAAAUAUAGUUCCUAUAGUAGGUGUUUGGGAAUUUGAACGUGAUGAUGAUGAAUAUAUUAAAUUCCUUGAUCUGUUCUUGAGUUAUGUACUUGAAAAAGACCUGAUUGGUUCUAAUAAUCCUGGUAUUCCUUUUCUAAGUAGCUUUUCAGCCCAUCUUAAGGAACAUGAGCUUAAUUCUUUGCUUUUUGAUGUUCAUACAACAUUAAAACGUCGUCAGGGCAAACCCAAAAGCCAGAAUGUGUUCAGAGCUGGCUCCUGCUAUGUUAUUAUUCCUGAGUCUUGUGAAUCUGAAAAAUCAUCUACUUUGAAUAGUGAAAACUUCAAAAAUUUGGGAAAUCAAACAUCUUCACCUUCAGUAUUAGUUGUUCAAGGGCCAACAUCUUUUAUACAAAACUCUUCGAAUGAAGUAAUUAAAAGCACAGGAAAGAAAGGCUUGUUUGGUUUAAAAGAAAAAUCGAUGUACAGAAUUAAAGAUGACAAUAGAGAGAUACCCAUGUCCCACAGAUUACCAAAACAAGUUUUUCUUCCACAAAACUUUAAGACUACAAAAUUCACUUACAAAGCAGUUCAGUGGAAUGACAUUAUUCCUCAUGAAGAACUUUCUCCAGAACUAAAGAACAAAUUUGGCAGUAUAGCAAAACUACUAGAAUGGAUGAUAAGAUGGUCUGAUAGAAGAUUGCUCUGUGACUUCAGUAAACCUGAAUCAUCCUCCCAAAGCCCCAUCAUACGGGUGAGGACCUCAGCAGCUGCCAUUCUCACGUCCUUAAGGCUUUUAGAACAGUCACACUUUGUACAGCAAACAAGUCAUGUGAUCUAUAAGAUUCCAGAGAAUCAUUAUUCUCUGCCUUCUGUGCUCUUACCUGAAGCUAAACACAAUAUUGAGAAAGAAAGCAUUGUAGAUACUGGCUGUCCAGCGUCAGUGUCAACUCCAAAUGAAAUUCAGGAAGUUCAUAAUAGUGAUGGACCUUAUAACAACUUUUUGGAUAGAAUAACAACUCAAUCAAAAGAACCUAAAAUAAAAGAACUCAUUGAGGAGAGCAUUUCUUUUACUCAUGUUACUGAUAAAGAAUUUACAGAUUUUGAUGAAGACAUCCUAGAAGAAAUGGAAAUAUUUACACAAGAGGAAAUGAAGGUGCCAGACUGUGGAGAGAAUUCUGAAGAAUCAUUUGGAAGUCUAAAAAACACUGAAAUUUCUAUCAGCCUUAUGUCAUUAGAAGGACAAUCAGAAGAACAGCAUUCCAGAAAAAAGGUUGAGUGUCCAUCGAAAGAAUCAGAGGAAGAACUGGUUAAAACAUCAUUUGAGCAGAAAGAUAUGGUUGAGACUGUUGCUGACACUAAGCUCACCAUUCCUCACUCGUUCUGUUUAGAUUCAAGUGCAGAUACUUUUAGCAUACAAGUUUCUGCACCAAAAGAGCGAUCUUCCUCAGUUCCACCUUUGGUAUCAGAUACAACCAGUGUUUCCUCAAAUACUCCCAUUUCAAGUCAUAGGAGACAUAAAGAUGUAUCCCCAGAUCAACUACCAAAUUCUUCAGAAUCUGUUAGACAGAUGCUCCAUGAUGAAUUGUUUAGAUUGGUUCAGUUGCAGCAGAUCAACUUCAUGAGCCUAAUGCAAAUAGUAGGAUCAUCGCUUGCCACCCUUCCCAAUAUACAACCUACACAGCAGUCUCAAAAUGUGCAUUUGGAGAGAAGCCAAAUUUCAGGCCCCACAAGAGGCAGUGGUGAUAUUGAGCCCACAGGUAUACAUCUUAAGAAAGAUUUCCUACUUGGAUCCAUUGGAGAAAAUUCCAGACAGUUUGAAAAGGGCAGGCCUCAUCAUGAAGGAAUUGUCCAGUCUGAUCAGAACAAAGUUGGAAAUAAUCAGAAUAUUCCAUCCUUUUCUAUUCCUUCAGGUCACUUAGAUGGCCAAUCAAAUAAUGGAAGAGUAACUCCAAAAUGUAAAGGGUUGUCUACCACUCCAGGCUGUCCAACUUGUGCUGCAAGCAGUCACUUCCAUUUGUUGUCCACCACACCCACCAUUCACAAGAGCCCUACACUUAUUCCAGCUGUAAAAACCUUAAAUCCUGCCAGUGGUUUUCCUUUGCUUAAGAUUCAAAUGAAGCAUGAAUUCAAACCCCUCUCUGUCCAUCCAGUAAGAACUCCACAAGUUACAGUCAGACCCCCUCCAGAACCAAAAGAGGCUUGGAAUUCAUCCAGUUCUGGAGAAAAGCUUCCUUCAACAGCACAGAGCAUCACUCCAACCUCCCAUUUGAAUUUGAGCCAGUAUGGUGUGGAAACUGUACAGAAAGCCCUUGAGCAGAAGAGAUGGGCAGAAAUAAGAACUAUAGAAACCCCUAAGCAUCUCAACUUAGAUCAGUAUGUUGAACAAGAAACCUUGACACCUCAACAGGACUCUUCAGCAAAAAAACAAGAAAAAAUAUUUGAUAUGAAACCAGAGCCCUCUGAGAUACCUAAUCAGAAUUUUCUUGGUAUUCCUUUAUUACACCUGCAACUUAAUCCUACUACUAGGUUUUCACCAGUCUUGAGAGCAUCCAUUUCUACACCCUCAAUCCCUAGUAGACCUAAAGAAAAAGAAAGAGACUCAAAAGAAAUCUUUUACCCAAGCAUAAAAUUACUUCAUACUUGCUUACCUCCAGACCGCAAGUGCCAAAAACCAAAGUUCAUUCCACUUGAAAAUCUCAUUGCAUUUAAACAAAGCCAGCAGAAACAAUCACUUAAUUUAUUUGAACAUGGGAAACCUGGGAAUAUCCACCUUUUAAAGGCCAAAAUAGAUCCAAAAAAGGAAAAUAAAAAAAGAGAAAGAAGACGGAUUAAGAAAGCCCUUCAAGAAAAGAGUUCAGAGAAACUAGAGAAAAAAUGUGUGACAUUCCGACCAGAGGAUUCCAUUAUUAAUCCAGAUGAUUUAGAAGUAGUUGUGAAACAAGAGGUAGAGGAAAGUCACUGUCAAACUUUACUAACUCACAUGAUCAGCAAGAACAACCUAUUCCUCAGCCUACUGAUUGUUUUGGUAAUUCCUUUGGAAUUGCUAGAAGAGGACAUCACUACUUCAGCUGGAUUGCAUUAUAUGGCUUCUGUGAAAAAGAAGGUGGCAGAAAAUCAAGAUGCAAGUACAAACACAGAACCAGUGCAAGAACAUUCGACUGUUCCUCAAAUGUUGGCUCCAGAUGUUUAUUUAAAUCUCAGAUUUCCCUCUGAAACAUCAGAAAUACCUUUGACAUUGGAUCCUACAUCUAAUGUGGUUGGACACAAUUAUAUAAAUGUCAUUGACAUUGAAGCUACUGAUCUUCUUGAGGAAUUGCCUGUUAGAGAAGAGACUACAGAUAAUAUUGUUAAUAAACAAGAAGGUGAUGACAUGGAAAUUCCAUCUUGUGCAGAUCUGCAUUACAUGGCAGCUUCUAUUACUAACGUAAUUCCUCCUGACCAGUUUAUGAAUAAAGCUACAUUACCAAAACCAUCAGUCUUUCCUGACUUCAGGCCCAGCACUCCAUUUGCUGUCUCACCAAGCUGUCCUAAAUUCAUACAUUCUUCCUCUCAUCUCUACUGCAUACCUCACUUGAGAGCAGCUGUGAACUCACAUCAUCAUUCAUCCGAAGAGAGAAUUCAAUUUCCCGUUCAGAAUACCGAGCUCUUUUCUUUGGGAAGAGUUUCAUGUUUAUUUCUUAGCUUCAGCUGCAAGUGUUUAGUGGUUCUUCUUGUCAUUUUCUGUGACAUUGUUCUACCUCAUCAACUUCCUGACGCAGAUCUGCCAAAAGUACAACCUCAAGUCCAAGAAUCUACUGUAAAAUUACAUGGUGUCGAAGAUUAUUUAACCUGGAAACGGUGCCAGGAUUUCAGUGCUUUACCUUAUACGGUACCAUCGGAAAAAAACAUUGACAUAGAGCACCUUACCACUAAACUCCUGGAAAUAGAUGAAAAACUACUUGUACUACAGAACAUUGCAACUAAUGUAGAACAAGAUUUUGGCAACAUUAAGUUGGUGGUGAAGACAGAAGACCCCUUGGAAUUGUCAUAUUCCCCAGAAGUGGAUAAAGAGACCAUAUUUUCACAAACUUUUAGAAGUCCUGAAGAGGCGUACUUGUUUAGCCAUCAAAUUGAAGAAGAGGAAACUCCAUUACUUGAAUUUCCUGAAACAAAGCAUACUGUAUGGAACUCUUCUUCCUUUUCUUCUGUCAUUUCAUCUUUUAACGUUUCCAGUGACCAGAUUACUUCUACUGACACAGCUAAUAGUGAAGAUUCUGUUGGAAGUGUUUUAGCAGAUUUUCAGAUAACUGGACUAACUGAUGUUGCUGACAUAAUUAGUGAUCUUAUCACUGAGAGUGGAGUAUCUAGUGAAGAACUUGGUUUAACAGAACACCAAGCCAGGAAAAUUUCCAGGAUCCAUGGCACCCCAAAGAAGAGAAAAUCACAAAGAACAGAGAAGGAGAAGAGAGAGAUAAGAGCCUGGAUGAAAAAAAAAAGGAAGGAAAGGAUGGCGGAGUACUUGGCACAGCUGGCCGAGAAGAGAGAGCAAGAACACCAGCCUUUUCCAUCCCCAAAGCGGCCGUUGUGUAUGACUUCAAAGGAAAUUAGGCUGUAUCAGCAGAUGAAGAAUGAAAAAGACAGAUUACAGCUAUCUGAACACUAUCAUCGCCGAGUUACCCAAGCAUAUAAUCUGAUGAAUGAGUUGCUAUUUGAGUCAACACAGGUGCCAAGAAAAUCCUUGACAGAGUCACCAGGAAGCCCAGCUAAAUCUCCUUGCAUUUCUAGGAGACGGCAUCAUCUUCCUCCAAGUGGAAAGGACCGUAAUAUUAGUACCUUGUCACCAAGUCGAAAUGCCAAAGUUAGAUUUGCUUCCAAACCUACUUAUAUUCAUGGAAGAUCCCCUUUAAGCCAACAUCAACAUUCAUCUCAACGAAAUAGAAUGGCUGCUGUUCCAAUAAAGAAAACAACAGAAAUUACCAAAAGGCCUGCCCGAAAUGUAUUGUGCUCUCCAGACUUCUCCAGUCAAGACUUUGGUUAUCCACCUCAACAAGCCACAUCCAUAAAAAAUUCUGCAACUAGUACAUUCACAAGUAAUGCAGAAGAGUAUGAGAGAGAACACGAUGAAGUGAGUUCCUGGAUUAUGCCUGAAGGGGUUGACAGAAUUCUUUGCAGAAGUCCAAAUUCCUCCCUUGAGGACUUUUCACCAGCUGAAGAUGAAGGGUUUCCCAUAAGUAUCAAUGGCCUGGAUAGUGGGUCUGAAAGCACUGGCAGCAUCCUCAGCAAGAUUGACUGGCGUGCAGUUGAUGACCUGGUAACCACAGUAGAAAACACGUGAAACGAGUUGUGCCUUUGGGGCAGCAUAUGCCCAGGCUGCCAUGCACCACACCAGCAUGACUGACUGUAAGAAAUGACGUCUCAGGGAAAGAACCCGAACCAGAACUUGAACCAGAUCGGGGGAUUGUGGGGAACAGAUGAACUAGCAUCAGGGAACAUUCAGUAACGUGAUUCAAGCCAGGAAAGAGAGGACAUCGUGCCAGAUGUAGUGCCAGUCUCUGCAUUGUACAAGGAUGACCAGACAUCGUUAGUAAAUCAAUCAUAUCACGUGAAUAAACAUUUUCCUUACAUCAUAUAUUUUUAUUGUUUUUCACCUUUAGGAAAACAGUAGAAAUGUUUUCAUGCUGUUCAGUUAAAAGUUCAGAUGGGUUUAGUCCCCUUUUAAGUUAAAUGUAUGUAGAACAUUGUUUUAAAUGGUUUUAUCAAUAAAAUUUUUUCCCUUGGCCUCUAUUGUGAUUUUAA